This is a messenger RNA of Hyaloperonospora brassicae, 1758 nucleotides long. NCBI's taxonomy places the organism in Eukaryota, Oomycota, Peronosporomycetes, Peronosporales, Peronosporaceae. The record is from the annotation of a GenBank genome assembly.
AUGCUGCGGCUGGUCCUCUUCGGAGCCGCUCUUCUCGAUCUCCCCCACACGUCCUCCACCCCCUCUCGUGUCGCGUCGAGCCCCAGAACAGUGCGCUGCUUCCCCAGUCACUUCCGCUUCAGUGCCACAAUCGACGACCCGUUCCCCAAUGUCAACCGAUCGCGUCUCCAGACCGCCAAUGCCAUCGACAGCUCUCGUUUGCUCGAGCCAUUGCCACGUCCCAACGUCUCUACUGCCACUGCGAGUCGAAAGUACCGUCGGGACGUUCAGCAGGUGACCGACUCGAAGCUCUCGUCCGUCCACGUCGCUCUCUCGUGGGCACAUGUGAUGCACUACAACGCAGCGACGCAACGGAUGGAGCACAACGCUGCGGGACUGGCGCUCUACAGCGCACAGCUCGACGCGCUGCUCGCACAGGGACUGGAGCCACUGGUGACGCUCUUUGACUCGCGUCUGCCAGCAGCAGCACUGGAGAGGCCAACAAGUAGAGCUGCAAACGGCAGUGCCGAGUCGAUGCUGUGCUGGUUGGAUCCGUUCAUUGUGACGCACUUUGGCGACUUUGCUGAGGUCGUGUUCCGAGCAUUUGGCCAAAAGGUCAAGUUCUGGGCGACAUUCAACGAGCCACUGACGUUCAUUACAAGAGACUAUGGCGACGCCGGUGCAGUCGACGGAACAAGUGCAUUGGAAGCAAAGGCUGUGCAUCAUGUGCUUCUCGCACAUGCAAAAGCUGUGGCUUUGUUUCGUGAGCUCCAGCGAAGCGACGCAAGUGCUGCUACAGCUGGUGCUGCUGCUGGUGGUGGUAGUGUUGUUGCGGCUGCUGCUCGCAUUGGGAUGAUGGUCCAUGUUGAAGUGAGGGACUCGGUACAUGAUGAUGCAUCGAGUGCUCUUGACGUGGCCGAGCGUACGAUUCCGUGGACUGUCGACUGGUUCGUGACGCCACUGCUCACCGGAGACUACUCGGAAAGGAUGCACAAACGCCGAGGGGCUCAAUUGCCACAGUUUAGUGCCGCUGAAGCUGCGCUGGUGAAAGGCUCGUACGAUCUCUGGAUGCUCAAUUGGUUCGCCAUGCAACAAGGACGUGGUAUUGAUCGAGGAGGACGCAACGAGACACGAGCGAGUAGUGCGGCGUGUGUGUCUCUGACAAAGAGCUCCAAGUGCUCGGGGCGAGAGGCUCACGUGGCGGACUACUUCCAUACCAUUAAGUGGCUGCAUGAGAAGGACCCGUCGAUGGAGAUUUUGCUGACGGAGAACAAGUGGCGAGCAAGUGGUCAGGCCGAUGCAACGGAUGAGCUGCCACUGUUUCGAGCUCUCGUGGAACGAGUGUACAAAGCUGUUGUCGAAGAGGAGAUGCCUAUCAUUGGGUUCCCUGCAUGGACGUUCCCAGACAUUAACGAUUGGGACUCUUGCAACCAAAGUUACAUCAUGUCUUCGUCAACGAACGGGUCCCAUCGCGUUGGAUGUCCAGCAGCCAAGUGGCUGGUGCAUCUGUUAACGACCAAGUGCCUCGACGGAUGGGAGCACGAAGUCGCCGAGAUGGACGUUAAUGGAGACAAAGGAGCAUCGAGUGGGACGCAGCCUGACUUGGAGAUCCAUGGCAUGGACGGCGCUGUCCCGUGGUCGCUGGGAGAAGUGGCUGUUUUGAUUGUGAUUGGCAUCUUUGUGUUAGCGGCCAUCACCUGCGAGGUAAUGCGUGAACUCCAGAUGAGCAGUCGAGGCCGUUCGGAAGAGCUGCAGGUGCUCAUUACAGUCGAAGGUUAA